CUUGAACGGCACCACCGGAAAGGGAAGAAAGGCUUUGCAGGAUGGGUCUUAAAGAAGCCACGUGAAGCUGAAGAUCCGGAUAAUGCAAGUCCAACUGUUAUGGACUCUGUGAUGAAACUUCAGAGGGUGCAACUGAAAUGCAAGAACCUUCAUGAAUUCCUGAGGGGUCUCAGCCCAGGGAUCUUAGACCGGCUUUACAAUCAUCCUGCCACCUGCCUGGCGGUCUUCCGCGAAUUGCCAGGAUUGGCUAAGAACUAUGUCAUGCGAAUGCUCUUCCUGGAGCAGGCCCUCCCUAAAGCAGCUGUGGCAUCAUGGGUAAAGAAGGAUUAUGUCAAGGAGCAGGACGAAAGCUCAGAUGUCCUGCUGGGGCUGCGGCUCUGGCACACACAGUUGCUGCCGGGGGGUCUCCAAGGGAUUAUCUUGAACCCCAUCUUCAAGGAGAACUUGCACAUUGCUUUGCUAGGAGGAGGUAAGGCCUGGUCUGAUGACACCAGCCAGCUGGGCCCAGACAAGCACGCUCGAGAUGUCCCCUCUCUUGACAAGUAUGCUGAGGAGAGGUGGGAGGUCAUCCUGCACUUCAUGGUCGGCUCUCCAAGCGCAGCUGUUAGCCAAGACUUAGCUCAGCUGCUCAUUGAAGCUGGGCUGAUGAAGAGUAGUGAGCCCGGAGAACCGCCUUGCAUCACAUCUUCCGGCUUCCAGUUCCUUCUGCUGGACACCUCUUCUCAGCUCUGGUACUUCAUGCUGCAAUAUCUCCAGUCCGCUGAGACCCGAGGCAUGGAUCUGGUGGAGAUCCUUUCCUUCCUCUUCCAACUCAGCUUCUCCACUCUUGGCAAGGAAAGGUGA
Messenger RNA from Sphaerodactylus townsendi, 843 nucleotides. RefSeq names its product general transcription factor IIH subunit 4-like. The transcript has 9 exons. Gene Ontology annotation, cellular component: transcription factor TFIIH core complex; transcription factor TFIIH holo complex. NCBI's taxonomy places the organism in Eukaryota, Metazoa, Chordata, Lepidosauria, Squamata, Sphaerodactylidae. The coding region runs from base 100 to 843 and encodes 247 amino acids. The record is from RefSeq and is a predicted model, not a curated record. Gene Ontology annotation, biological process: nucleotide-excision repair. Gene Ontology annotation, molecular function: ATPase activator activity; double-stranded DNA binding.